This is a messenger RNA of Glycine soja, 1738 nucleotides long. Its product is annotated as transaldolase-like. The record is from RefSeq and is a predicted model, not a curated record. The transcript has 7 exons. The coding region runs from base 101 to 1420 and encodes 439 amino acids. Gene Ontology annotation, molecular function: transaldolase activity. Gene Ontology annotation, cellular component: cytoplasm; intracellular anatomical structure. Gene Ontology annotation, biological process: carbohydrate metabolic process; pentose-phosphate shunt. Lineage: Eukaryota; Viridiplantae; Streptophyta; Magnoliopsida; Fabales; Fabaceae.
AAAAGGUGCACCAACUUUCCCUCUACCAAAUCUCAUAAAAACUAAUAAGUUAAUAUCAUGAUAUAAAUCGAACCACCUACUUGGUGUCUUGCAAUUCCCAAUGGCCUCCAUUUUCAAGCUCUCAACGCCAUCUCCAGCUGCUUCCUUAUCAGAAGCGCUUCGCCCCAGAGAUUCUCGCUUCCUCUCCUUCAAUCCUUCUUCCAACGCUAUUAAUUACAAAAUUAACCUCUCCGCUUCCCUCCGAUCCAUUCACUCCCUCCCUCUUAAAACCUCCUUGCGGAUCAAAUGCUCCAAAACUGAUGGGAAUGGAAGUCCUGCAAAGAGGACAGUGCUUCAUGAUCUUUAUGAGAAAGAAGGGCAGAGUCCAUGGUAUGAUAAUCUCUGCAGACCUGUUACAGACCUUCUUCCUCUUAUAGCAAGUGGUGUCAGAGGCGUCACUAGCAACCCUGCGAUUUUUCAGAAAGCUAUCUCAUCAUCGAAUGCUUACAAUGAUCAGUUCAGGGAACUUGUGCAAGCAGGGAAAGACAUUGAAAGUGCAUAUUGGGAACUUGUAGUGAAGGAUAUCCAAGAUGCUUGCAAACUAUUUGAACCAAUCUAUGAUCAAACAGAUGGUGGUGAUGGCUAUGUUUCUGUUGAAGUAUCUCCCAGGCUCGCUGAUGACACUGAGGGAACCAUAGAAGCUGCAAAAUGGCUUCAUAAAGUGGUUGAUCGCCCCAAUGUGUAUAUUAAGAUUCCUGCUACAGAGGCAUGUGUGCCUUCAAUUAAGGAAGUUAUUGCUAAUGGGAUAAGUGUGAAUGUGACGCUGAUAUUCUCUCUUGCAAGAUAUGAAGCUGUAAUAGAUGCUUACUUGGAUGGUCUUGAGGCAUCUGGGUUAAAUGACCUCUCUAGAGUUACAAGUGUUGCCUCUUUCUUCGUCAGUAGAGUGGACACUCUCAUUGACAAGGCCCUUGAGAAAAUUGGCACCCCAGAGGCUCUUAAUCUACGUGGGAAGGCAGCAGUAGCCCAAGCAGCAUUGGCUUACCAGCUCUACCAAAGGAAAUUUUCUGGUCCAAGGUGGGAAGCUCUAGUUAAAAAAGGGGCCAAGAAGCAAAGGCUCCUUUGGGCCUCAACCAGUGUAAAGAACCCUGCCUAUUCUGACACCUUAUAUGUUGCUCCUCUUAUUGGACCCGACACUGUAUCAACCAUGCCAGACCAAGCCCUUCAAGCAUUUAUUGAUCAUGGUACCGUAUCCAGGACAAUAGACUCAAAUGCAUCUGAAGCUGAAGGAAUAUACAAUGCUCUCCAGAAAUUGGGUAUUGACUGGAGCUUUGUUGGUUCCCAGCUUGAACUUGAAGGAGUGGACUCGUUUAAGAAGAGCUUUGACAGCCUCCUGGAUUCUCUGCAAGAGAAGGCAAACUCUCUUAAGUUGGUCAGCCACUGAAGUUUGAACGUCAUGGUUAGUAAUGCAGUGCUGUGUAUGAUGGCAUCUAUGGAUUAAUAAAAGGCAGCGGCUGUGCAUUUUGUGCUGCUGCAAAUGUGCUUCAUGGAGUCAUUUAUUUAGACGAUAGUGAUACAAUGUAAAUGGGAAAAAUUGUCCGCUUCAAGUCAAGCGUUUUGUUUUUUCCCCACUAUACAAUGGUUGUGCGUUUAUGUUUAAAAGUCUUACAUUUUAGUUCGAAUUUUUAAUUAAAAUUUUGUUGUGAUCAAUAACACAACUCAUGCAUGUUUAACUAAUAAUAAAUUGAGGGCAGUUCACCAA